AUGAGUGCUGGCGUGUGGAUGAGUGCUGGCGUGUGGAUGAGUGCUGGCGUGUGGAUGAGUGCUGGCGUGUGGAUGAGUGCUGGCGUGUGGAUGAGUGCUGGCGUGUGGAUGAGUGCUGGCGUGUGGAUGAGUGCUGGCGUGUGGAUGAGUGCUGGCGUGUGGAUGAGUGCUGGCGUGUGGAUGAGUGCUGGCGUGUGGAUGAGUGCUGGCGUGUGGAUGAGUGCUGGCGUGUGGAUGAGUGCUGGCGUGUGGAUGAGUGCUGGCGUGUGGAUGAGUGCUGGCGUGUGGAUGAGUGCUGGCGUGUGGAUGAGUGCUGGCGUGUGGAUGAGUGCUGGCGUGUGGAUGAGUGCUGGCGUGUGGAUGAGUGCUGGCGUGUGGAUGAGUGCUGGCGUGUGGAUGAGUGCUGGCGUGUGGAUGAGUGCUGGCGUGUGGAUGAGUGCUGGCGUGUGGAUGAGUGCUGGCGUGUGGAUGAGUGCUGGCGUGUGGAUGAGUGCUGGCGUGUGGAUGAGUGCUGGCGUGUGGAUGAGUGCUGGCGUGUGGAUGAGUGCUGGCGUGUGGAUGAGUGCUGGCGUGUGGAUGAGUGCUGGCGUUUGGUUCAGCGGCGCACAAUCAUAG
Molecule: messenger RNA, 615 nt
Organism: Closterium sp. Yama58-4
Lineage: Eukaryota; Viridiplantae; Streptophyta; Zygnematophyceae; Desmidiales; Closteriaceae
Source: the annotation of a GenBank genome assembly